UGUUCUGAUAGAUCUUCUCCUCCACUCCACGAACUACGAACCCCUUGGCAGCCGUUUUUCAUCUCCCCAUCUUCCUCCCUUCAGAUCUAUAUGACGUCUCUCCGUCCCGGUCCCGGCUCCAUUGUUGAUCUCUUAAUGGCGGCUUCGAUCUUGAGUAAAAAAAGUGAUAAAAAUUGCGCAUCGCAUUAUGGAUUGAGCGAUAAUGACGCUAUUUGCAUUUUAGAGUUAAGCAGACGUAUCUAUCCGAAAGAUCAGAAGGCACUCUGUCUUCACCGUAGAGCAGAUAUUCUCAAACGGAGCAAAGAUAACAUCAAUCUGUGGCUUACAUAUUCAACCAAAGUUAUCGGCGGCGGCGACAGCGGUAUUACAUAUCGGGAUCUUAGAGAAAAACUUGAAUCAGUAAUUAAUCAUACCCGCUUCUUCGACGACGAGGAAAAAACUAUCUCAUGAAGCCCAUCAUGCAUUACCCUGGCACCUGACACGCUUAAUGUAAUGAAGAUUCUUAAUUUAUCUCUCUCUCUUGAACCUUAUCAAAUCCUAUUUGUUACCUUAUCAAAUCCUAUUUGUUAGUCCUAUUUGUUAAUGGUUCUCAUAUAUAAAAGCUAUGAGAUGUAUGCAAAUUUAUCCUAAAUUUUGCACAAGAGAAACAGAAUAUGAUUUUAUAAUAUGUCGCAACUUAUAUAUA
Molecule: messenger RNA, 685 nt
Organism: Camelina sativa (false flax)
Lineage: Eukaryota; Viridiplantae; Streptophyta; Magnoliopsida; Brassicales; Brassicaceae
Source: RefSeq, a predicted model, not a curated record